GGACGCGUGGGCCCAGCUCCCCGGGGUGUGGCCAGAGGACUUGGGCGACGCCCCCUUGAGGGCGGCCCCUUCCCUCAACCCGGAAAAGGCGACCCCGUGCGGCGGCGGCGAGUGGGGCAUGCUCACUGGCGCCGGCCGGGCCGCAGCCCGAGCAGGAAGCGCCCGCGCUAGGCGGCCCUGUAUGUACUUUGCCUGCUGGAGCCGGGCGGAGCUCGCGCCCCGGCGCUGGGUGGCUCUGCUAGUCCCCGCGCGCCUGGAAGGCCGCACACGUGUCCAAGCGUCACGUCCGCGCGCGCCCCCGGGGCUUGCGUCAGCUGCUGCUCUAGAAGCUGGUGGGCCGGAACUCAGCGCAUCGCUUGGGUUUGGGGCCCGGACGCCGCUGGGAGGGCACCGCGCGGGGUCCCACGCGGUGGCGUGUUCAGAACGCCGGGGACAGUCUAGAGCGUCGGCGUGGUCCAGCCCCCUGCCUCUACGGUGCCGAUCGUCUCCGCCGCCCGGUCCCAGGCUGGGCGCCGUGGCUUUGCCCCGGAGCUCGCUGCCCGCGGGGCGCGCACCGCCUUGACCCGGGCGGCCCCGCGGCAGGCAAGCGCCCGCAGUUCCAUGGUUGUUUCAGAGCGCGAUGAGCCGCCCGUCCUCCACCGGCCCCAGCGCUAACAAACCGUGCAGCAAACAGCCGCCGCCGCAGCCCCAGCACGGUCCGUCCCCAGCUGCGCCCCCGGCCGCCGCCACCAUCUCGGCUGCGGGCCCCGGCUCGUCCGCGGUGCCCGCCGCGGCGGCGGUGAUUUCGGGCCCCGGCGGCGGCGGCGGAGCGGGCCCGGUGUCUCCGCAGCACCACGAGCUGACCUCGCUCUUCGAGUGCCCGGUCUGCUUUGACUAUGUCCUGCCUCCCAUCCUGCAGUGCCAGGCCGGGCAUCUGGUGUGUAACCAAUGCCGCCAGAAGUUGAGCUGCUGCCCAACGUGCAGGGGCGCCCUGACGCCCAGCAUCAGGAACCUGGCUAUGGAGAAGGUGGCUUCGGCAGUCCUGUUUCCCUGCAAGUAUGCCACCACAGGCUGUUCCCUGACCCUGCACCACACAGAGAAGCCAGAACAUGAAGACAUCUGUGAAUACCGUCCCUACUCCUGCCCUUGUCCUGGGGCCUCCUGCAAGUGGCAGGGGUCCCUGGAAGCUGUGAUGUCCCACCUCAUGCAUGCCCACAAGAGCAUCACCACCCUCCAGGGAGAGGACAUCGUCUUUCUAGCUACGGACAUUAACCUGCCAGGAGCUGUCGACUGGGUGAUGAUGCAGUCCUGUUUUGGCCACCACUUCAUGCUGGUGCUGGAGAAGCAAGAGAAGUAUGAAGGCCACCAGCAGUUUUUUGCUAUCGUCCUGCUCAUUGGCACCCGCAAGCAAGCCGAGAACUUUGCCUACAGACUGGAGUUGAAUGGGAACCGGCGGAGACUGACCUGGGAGGCCACGCCCCGGUCCAUUCACGACGGGGUGGCUGCAGCCAUCAUGAACAGCGACUGCCUGGUUUUUGACACAGCCAUAGCACACCUUUUUGCAGAUAAUGGGAACCUUGGAAUCAAUGUGACAAUUUCUACAUGUUGUCCAUGAUGCACCGUGCAGCUUUGGUAUAUCAUCAAAAUUUGGGCAUAAUGCUCUGUGUUUAAUAAAGAUUUUUAUAGGUGUUUUA
Messenger RNA from Otolemur garnettii (small-eared galago), 1673 nucleotides. RefSeq names its product siah E3 ubiquitin protein ligase 2 (gene SIAH2). Gene Ontology annotation, cellular component: cytoplasm. The record is from RefSeq and is a predicted model, not a curated record. Gene Ontology annotation, molecular function: ubiquitin protein ligase activity; zinc ion binding; ubiquitin conjugating enzyme binding. The transcript is spliced from 2 exons. Gene Ontology annotation, biological process: multicellular organism development; proteasome-mediated ubiquitin-dependent protein catabolic process. Lineage: Eukaryota; Metazoa; Chordata; Mammalia; Primates; Galagidae. Bases 620 to 1594 code for a protein of 324 amino acids.